AUGAAGGACCUAUUACUGACUAAAAAGAGCUUUUUUGCGACUCUUGACCGGCUGGAUAUUUCAGAUGAUCAAGAUGAAGAUGAUGAGAGCUGGGGGAGUCUCUUAACUUUUGCAGACAAAGAACUUGACAACCCCAAUCUAAAGAAAGUCGCUCUUUCCUCGGAGCGCAUCCCACUUUCUCGAGCAAAUUCGGACCCUAUGUCUUCGUGUGACAUCCAAAGCAAGAGAGGCAGCCCAGUCACUGUGUCCAAACCUGCUCCUACAAACCGCCCUCGGACGACUGGAACUAUGCCAACCAUCAAGAGCGGAGGGCCUCCUCAAAAGAAAAGAAAGACCAAUAAUGCUAAGAUAAUCCCAGAUGACCAGCAGAUCUUUAAGGGAUUGAUUUUCUUCUUCUUCCCAAACAACGAUAUAUCUCCAUUCCGACGACUGCGCAUUCAACGAGCGCAAGAUUAUGGUGCACGAUGGAGUCGAAAUUGGGCGACCGAUGUCACUCAUGUGAUUAUGGACAAAGGCUUACUAUCAAGCGAUCUCCUUGGUUACCUCAAACUUGAAAAUUUGCCGACGAGUGUUGCUCUUGUCAAUGAAUCCUACCCAUCCGAAUGUAUCCAGUUUCGUUCUGUUCUGGAUACCUCGCACCUCCGCUUUCAUGUCAAUGGAACCCCAACGACCGCCGAGAAGGAGAAGUCUCCAGUCGCCGAACCGCCUCUCCCUGAUUCUCUUCCAUUGAAGCCAUCGCGGCGGGAGAAGAACCAGUCCCUAGAACGUUAUUUAUCUCCGGUCGAGGAACUGACGCCAAAUCCCUUGCCAAAAGAUUUCCCAGAAACAGUACCUGAAAGUGUGCCCGAUGCCGCGAUCUCCGAACCAGUCUAUGAAACUCCAACCGAAGAAGCGUGUAAAAGAGGAAACUGGGAGCGGGAUGCACUGGAUGAUAUAAUAGAUGAGGCUAAAGCCACAAGUCACCUGCCUCUGGACCAAAUUGAAUUUCCGAUUGACGAAUCUGCUGUUGAUGUCUCCGAUAUUGGAACCUCGAGCUCAGAGGAGGGCUCAGAGUCAAGUUGGAAGACACGGAAAGCUCCCGCUGGAGAAGGCAAAGGCAAAGACAAGUCUGACUGGAUCAAAGGUUUCGCCUGUAUGCAGAAAUUUGAUCCGGACACGAAACUUGACAACCCGAACAGCAGAACCAUCGAGGUACUACAGCAAAUGCUGGAAUACUAUACCCAAACUGCAGACCAGUGGCGGGUUAUGGCCUACCGUAAAGCCAUCAACGCUUUGCGAAAGCAACCGUACAAGAUUGCUACACGAGCACAGGCUCGGGCCAUCCCUGGUAUUGGGGAGCGGUUGGCUGAUAAAAUCGAAGAAAUUGUGUUGACUAACCGCCUUCGUCGUCUCGAAAAUGCCAACCAUACCUCAGAAGACUUGAUAAUCAAAGAAUUUCUCGGUGUCUAUGGUGCUGGCCUUUUCCAGGCCUCCAAGUGGGUCGCGCAGGGCUAUAGAUCUCUAAAGGAGUUAUUGGAAAGGGCUCCAUUGACUAAGCAGCAACGUAUUGGGGUGGAACAUCACAGCGACUUCGCGCAACGAAUCCCCCGCAAGGAGGUCGAAGCCCAUGGAGCGAUUGUGCGAAAGGCGGUGCAGGCCGUGGACAGGGAUAUGCAGGUGAUCAUCGGGGGCUCUUACCGCCGCGGGGCACUCACCUGCGGGGACGUGGACUGCCUGAUUACCAAACCUGGUGCCACGCUGGAGCAAAUUCGCACCAUGAUGCUCGGUCUUGUUGUCCCCAGAUUGUUCAAUAGUGGCUUUCUGCAGGCCAGCCUUGCCAUCUCGUCGCAUCAGGAUGGAUCUAAGUGGUACGGCGCAUCAGCUCUACCUGGCACCACCUUGUGGCGUCGGAUUGAUUUGCUGUUCGUUCCGGAUGCGGAGAUCGGGGCGGCGUUGAUAUACUUCACGGGGAACGAUAUAUUCAACCGCAGUAUGAGAUUGCUGGCACGCAAGAAAGGCAUGUGCUUGAAUCAAAAAGGUCUAUAUGCGGAUGUUAUUCGGAACCAGCAGGUGAAACUGAAUGGGGGGCGGCUGGUUGAGGGCCGGGAUGAGCGUCGGAUCUUUGCUGUGUUGGGUGUGCCCUGGCGACCUCCCGAGCACCGGAUCUGUUGA
Messenger RNA from Penicillium hordei, 2151 nucleotides. Its product is annotated as DNA-directed DNA polymerase IV. The record is from RefSeq and is a predicted model, not a curated record. The transcript is spliced from 4 exons. NCBI's taxonomy places the organism in Eukaryota, Fungi, Ascomycota, Eurotiomycetes, Eurotiales, Aspergillaceae. The coding region runs from base 1 to 2151 and encodes 716 amino acids. Gene Ontology annotation, cellular component: nucleus. Gene Ontology annotation, molecular function: DNA-directed DNA polymerase activity; DNA binding. Gene Ontology annotation, biological process: double-strand break repair via nonhomologous end joining.